Kalmanozyma brasiliensis GHG001 is the source of this 618-nucleotide messenger RNA. RefSeq lists its product as uncharacterized. Lineage: Eukaryota; Fungi; Basidiomycota; Ustilaginomycetes; Ustilaginales. Bases 1 to 618 code for a protein of 205 amino acids. The record is from RefSeq and is a predicted model, not a curated record. The transcript has a single exon.
AUGUCGUCCUCUCCUCGUCCAAAUUCGAGCGUCAUCGACGAAAACGCUGCGGCUGAUCAGCCGGGUUCGGACAAGAUGCCCGUUGCCACGCUCGCUGCUCCGCCCUUGCGCGAGCCCCUGCUCAGCGCGCCCGUCCUCCAAGAAGCGGUCUGCUUGCUCGCCAGGCUCUCCUCUGCUAGCAAUGCCUACGCUGAGAAGGACAUCAUGGCUCGCGACGUGCUCCUCGAUGCCCUCGCCAUCGGCAAACUUAGCGGCUCUGAUGCAGACAGCGCCAAGCCCGUCAGCAUCGCCACACCUCGCCCGGACUGCAGUAGUGCCUCUGGCGCCAUCAAGGUUGAUCGCAAGACCAACGUCGAUCCCGAACACGCUGUCAGUUCCGACGCUGCCGGCUUGUCAUUUGCCGUUGGGUCGCAAGUGAAGAGCGAACGCCAGAAGACGCUCAACGACGUCAGCAGCCUCGUCUACCGGGCGCUCAAGGGCAUGGUUGAAUUGUUGUCUCCUCGCACGCCCAAUGCCUAUGUUGAGUAUCAAAGCAUGCGCCCCGAGUUCAAGGAUCUCGAAACUCGAGCCUACGUCUUGCACAAUCUGCUCGUUCAGAUGAACAACAAGCUCAAAUGA